This is a messenger RNA of Chlorocebus sabaeus (green monkey), 1275 nucleotides long. The record is from RefSeq and is a predicted model, not a curated record. Lineage: Eukaryota; Metazoa; Chordata; Mammalia; Primates; Cercopithecidae.
GCCAGGGGAGGGGUAUGGGAGAGGGGCUCCCAGAGCACACUCCAGUCCAGGCAGGGGCCUCACGCCCUGACUCCCUGCAGGGUGGAGGUGGCCAGCGGGCUGACCCUGUGCAAGGAGGGCUGUGAGGCCAUUGUGGACACAGGCACCUCCCUCAUGGUGGGCCCCGUGGAUGAGGUGCGCGAGCUGCAGAAGGCUAUCGGGGCCGUGCCGCUGAUCCAGGGCGAGUACAUGAUCCCCUGUGAGAAGGUGUCCACCCUGCCCGCGAUCACGCUGAAGCUGGGAGGCAAAGGCUACAAGCUGUCCCCAGAGGACUACACGCUCAAGGUGUCGCAGGCCGGGAAGACCCUCUGCCUAAGCGGCUUCAUGGGCAUGGACAUCCCGCCACCCAGCGGGCCACUCUGGAUCCUGGGCGACGUCUUCAUCGGCCGCUACUACACUGUGUUUGACCGCGACAACAACAGGGUGGGCUUCGCCGAGGCUGCCCACCUCUAGUUCCCAAGCCGUCGGCGUGCCAGCACAGAAACAGAGGAGAGUCCCAGAGGAGGAGGCCCCUGGCCCCCCGGCACCUCCCACACGUAGUCACACACACUCACACACUUGCCCGCCCACUGCCCUGGGCGCCCUGGAAGCUGGCGGCCCAAGCCAGACCUGCUGUUUUGUUCUGUGGUUUUCCCCUCCCUGGGUUCAGAAACGCCACCUACCUACCUACCUGUCCACCUGUCUGUCUCUCCACCUGUCCGUCUGUCCGUCUGUUUGGUGGGGGUAGAGCUGAUCUGGAGCACAGAUCUGUUCCAUACACUUGGAAGACCCCGCCCAAGCUUGGCAGCCGAGCUUGUGUAUCCUGGGGCUCCCUUCAUCUCCAGGGAGUCCGCUCCCCAGCCCUACCAGCGCCCACUGGGCUGAGCCCCCACCCCACACCAGGCCGUCCUCCCGGACCCUCCCUUGGAAACCUGCCCUACCCGAGGGCCCCUAUGCGGAGUUUGGGCCCAGCUGGGCUCUGCCACCCCUACCUGUCCAGUGUCCUGGCCCAUUGUGGAUGAGGCCAGUGGAGGCCUGAGGAUGAGCUGGAAGGAGUGAGAGGGGAUAAAACCCACCUUCUGGACCCUGCGCGGUGAUCCUGGGACUGAGCCCAUCCCUGGGGCAUGCAUUGGCCUGGAGGUGGGGCUGGGACUAGGGGCUGGGGUCAGCCUUCCUCUGCAGCUGACUUCUGCUGUCCUCCCCUUGGGCGACCGAGAGCCCCAGCUGAUGUGGAAAUACAGUUGUUGGCCUCCCCUC